GAAAGCGUUGCUCUAGCGCUCAUUAGCGAUGGACGAUACGGUUGUAUCACUGCUGAGAAAGUUGGAGAUAACUAUUGCUUAAUCCUUAAUAAGCUUCCUGCAAAUUUACCCGAUUUCAUCCCAAAUUUCUCCAAUCUUGAGUCUGGCCCGGAUGAGCAAGCAGGGCCAUUGCAUUUCACUACACUUCAAGGGGUGGCGCCUAGCUAUAAUCCCGUAGGCAAGUUUAAAAUGGAACCCUAUAAGCUGAUGGUUUCUAAUCAUUGA
Strongylus vulgaris is the source of this 264-nucleotide messenger RNA. The record is from the annotation of a GenBank genome assembly. Lineage: Eukaryota; Metazoa; Nematoda; Chromadorea; Rhabditida; Strongylidae.